GGAAGGACAAAUCAAAAUCAACCAAACGCAGCUUCAGCGCGUCGCUUUCACGUCACAUCCUACGAUGUCCCAGAGUUCACUGCGCGUCUGAGCGGAAGAAGCGGAGGUCUGCAGUUCAAGAAAGGACAUACAAGCUACCAAGAGCUGAUCAAGAUGGCAGAGAUGGAAGAGAAGAUCAAGAACUACAGGACGGCUCCAUUUGAUGCCCGGUUCCCCAACACCAACCAGACACGAAACUGCUUCCAGAACUACUUGGACUUUCACCGAUGCAACAAGGCGCUGACGGAGAAAGGCCAGGAUAUCUCUCCGUGUCAGUGGUACCAGAGGGUCUACAAGAGCCUCUGCCCCAUGAGCUGGGUUGGCAAAUGGGAUGAGCAGAUAGAGGCAGGAAGUUUCCCCGGAAGGAUCUGAAAUGGCCCGCCGACUCUCUACUUCCACCUUCCACUUCAAGACUUUCUGUUUCUUGGAGAUUAACCUCUGUAGUGUGAUUAAGUAUAAUAAAUAAUUUAAUCUGAUGUUGCUAUGUUGACAUUUAUAUAUAAACUGAAACACGUACAUGUUUUUUUCCUGUUCAAUAAAGUCUGGAGUUUCCCCCCAAACCUUCAACUUCGCACU
This is a messenger RNA of Gadus chalcogrammus (walleye pollock), 615 nucleotides long. RefSeq names its product cytochrome c oxidase subunit 6B1. The record is from RefSeq and is a predicted model, not a curated record. The coding region runs from base 154 to 411 and encodes 85 amino acids. Lineage: Eukaryota; Metazoa; Chordata; Actinopteri; Gadiformes; Gadidae. The transcript is spliced from 4 exons. Gene Ontology annotation, cellular component: mitochondrion; respiratory chain complex IV.